Molecule: messenger RNA, 610 nt
Organism: Phodopus roborovskii (desert hamster)
Lineage: Eukaryota; Metazoa; Chordata; Mammalia; Rodentia; Cricetidae
Product: cystatin-13
Exons: 3
Coding region: 123-548 (141 amino acids)
Molecular function (GO): cysteine-type endopeptidase inhibitor activity
Source: RefSeq, a predicted model, not a curated record
GUCAGGAGUUGAGGUGAAAGGAUUAUAGACAAUCAGAGGCAGCAGGGCUCUCACUGGCUACAUCCACACCCGCUCUGGAAAGAAAAAAGGCACUUGGUAUGUGUCUCCUUGAAUGAGGUACCAUGGCCAGAUUCUUACAGGCUCUGCUAUUCCUGGUGAUCACAGUGGGCCUUGUGUCUAGAAGAGUCCAAGCCUGGGGCUCACCGAAGAUUGUGAGGCCAUUCGAAGACAUCCCCAAAACCUAUGUCUAUGUGCAGCAAGCACUCUGGUUUGCCAUGAAAGAGUAUAACAAGGCUAGCAAGGACCGGUACAACUUCAAGGUGGUUGAAAUCCUAAAAUCUCAGGAGCAGGUCACAGACAGUCUGGAGUACUAUCUUGAAGUAAAGAUUGCCCGAACAAUGUGCAAAAAAACUGUAGGAGAAAAUGAAAACUGCUUGUUUCAACAUGAUCCUAAGAUGAAAAAGAUGGUGUUUUGCAUUUUUAUUGUUGCAUCCAAACCAUGGAAAUUUGAACUUAAGAUGUUGAAGAAACAAUGCAAAGAUAUCUAAUCAGUAUUCAGCACACCUUGCCACUCUCACUUUUCAUCUAAAUAAAGAUGCUUGCAAGAUAA